Messenger RNA from Chlamydomonas reinhardtii, 2169 nucleotides. RefSeq lists its product as uncharacterized. NCBI's taxonomy places the organism in Eukaryota, Viridiplantae, Chlorophyta, Chlorophyceae, Chlamydomonadales, Chlamydomonadaceae. Gene Ontology annotation, biological process: peroxisome organization. The transcript has 2 exons. The record is from RefSeq and is a predicted model, not a curated record. The coding region runs from base 690 to 1508 and encodes 272 amino acids.
GUCACUGCUCACCCGUAGCUCGGCAUACGGUGCGCAUUGCGAUGCUCGUCCUCCACCUCAUGACACUUGACGCCCAUCAAAUGCUUGGAUUCGGCUUGCCCCCAGACUUGGGGAGGGGGCGCCGGGUAACUGGGUAAGUAUGGGUAUGGUUGCGUGCUUACAAGAGAGGACAACCCGAGCGUGCAAGCGCGCAGGAGUCAUCAAAUGCUGCCUGCGCGGACCAGCACGGGGGCACGCUUAGGGCUGCCAAGAACGGCCAAGACACCCCCCAUACAGCCUACGCGGACCAGCGUAGUGUCCGCGUCGUGCUCCUGGUCUGUAAUCUGGGCCCCACAAGCAUACAUGCUUUAUUCGAAGCUCUGCACUCAACAGAGCCUGGACCCAGCCCGCGAGAAGCGCGGCCAGGUCAAACCCGAGCAGGCGUGGCAUCGAGUUCGGGGCAGGGGGCUGUCGCCUGUCGGACACCAGCAAUGACGAAUUUUGCACUGCCAACGCCAAGCUUCACAGUUAACCCAUACAACUUCGUCGGCACACUUCUGUUAGGUUUGUUACGCGCUUUAAGGCACUUCGCUCCAAGCCGAGAUUGCAUUAUACAGGUUCUCCAAGAAGACUCUAUUAUCUGAAUUUGCGAUGCGGUGGUAUUGAUAUACUAGUGCUCUGUAUCCGCAAAGGGCACCAAACCAGGCAUAAUGGCGUCGGGACUCGCGGGCCUGUAUAAUAAGCUGGUGCAGCUCCUCCAAACUGCCCCUCGCGGAGCCCUGUCGAUCACUGGCAUCCUAGGCCUAGCUCUACUAGUUUACGGCUACCUGCAGCUGCGGGACACCAACCGGGCGGAGCAGCAGCGGAGAGAGCAGCAGGCGCGCGAGCGGCAGCGUGUCGCCGGUACGCCAGCAGGCGCGGGCGCCGCAGCUGCGCCACGCGCUGCUGCGCCCUCCUCGGCCGCGGCCGCGCCCGCUGCCGCCUCCUCCCCAGCCACUUCCGCCUCCCCCGCGCCCCGCGCCUCCGCCGGCGCUUCCGCCACGCCGCUGGGCCGCGCCGUGGCGGCGCAGCUGGCCGGCGCCAAGCGCGUCACGCUCAGCAUCCCGGGCGUGCUGCUGGCCGAGUCCAGCCCCGCGCAGCUGCAGGAAUCUGCCAGCGUGCAGCUGGAGGCGCUGGAGGCGGUGCGGGAGAUGGCGCGCGUGUCUGACGUGUACCUGCUGGCGCACGUGGAGGACGAUGUGGGCGAGGCGGUGGUGGCGGGCGCGCUGGAGGCGGCGGGGCUGCUGGGGGCGGGCGCGGGGCAGGUGGCGCCGCACCACCUGCUGUGCUGCUCCACGCUGGAUGGCAAGGUGCCCAUCGUGCGGCAGUUGGACCCCGACCUGCAUGUGGACGGCCACGCGGUGUCGGUGGAUGAGCUGAAGCGUUUCCUGCCGCGACUGCUGCUGGUGCGGGAGGACGCCGGCAGCGGCAGCGGGGGCAGCGGCAAUGUGGGGCUGGCGUCGUCACUGAGGGCCUUCUUUGGCGCCUGAGCGCACCGUGUGUGGGGCUGGCGGCUUGGCGGCUUGGCGGCUUGGCGGCUUGGCGGCUUGGCGGCUAGGAGGCGUAGGCCAGCGCGCUUCAGGGCCUGCUGCUGUGCAGGUGGUGCCUUGACCUGUGGGGUGGUGGCAGUGCUGUGAGGCGUUGUGAGUCAUGGGCUGCAGCUGGUGGGAAGCGGCACAGGGAAGGUAGCGGCGGAUGACAUGGCAGCUCCAGAGAACCCGGGAGUGGUCAUGCCUGCUCGAUAGAGAGUGCAUGUCGUGCUAGAUGCAGAGGUGUACGUUUGCUAUAAGUGCUGGGCUAGCUGGCAAGCAGGAGUGUGCACUCCCUGCCACCACUGGUAUGGAAAGGGGUGGGAGAGGUUCAGGAGUUUCAUGUAUUAUCCAGGUAGUUCUGGAGGGCGAGGCGCAAGGUGCCGCUGGGCUGCGUGAGAUGCGGAGGCGUUGGGGUUCGGCAUCGCUGCAGCAUGGGGUGUGGCGCGCUCGCGCUCUGGCCUCUGGCCUCUGCGCGACCAGGCUGAAUGCUGGUGCAGUUGCGGCUUUGCCAGCCCGGCUGCCAGUGCUACCUGGCGCCAUCAUGGACGGGGUGCAACCUUGAGGACUCGGUCCGGCCCUUCAAGAUGGGACUCGGGCGAUGCAACGCAAGGGCUGAUGC